Molecule: messenger RNA, 2453 nt
Organism: Coffea arabica (coffee)
Lineage: Eukaryota; Viridiplantae; Streptophyta; Magnoliopsida; Gentianales; Rubiaceae
Source: RefSeq, a predicted model, not a curated record
UAAUUUAUGUCCCUCUCAAAGCCGAGUCUCGCAGCACAUGCGACUCUUACCAUCUCAAAGCCUGCCUUUUACUUUUAGACUUUUCCAAGGUUUCUGGGCGAGGAAGAUCAUGACCUCGAUUAAGCGAUAACGGUCAAACAACGUUUUUUCAUUUCUCGGGCGGAAGAGAAUUCUUUUGGUCGUUCAAUAUUCGCGAAAUUUUAACGUGACCUUCCUGUCUGUCGCAGCUUGUUACUGACUUUAGGCAGUGCCAGUCCUUACGAUCUGAGACUUUCUGAGCAGCCAAAACAGCAAGUCAACGUCUUUACUCAGCUUCAGAUGUAGAUCUUCACAUAGUAGUAUCUUUCCUGGGAAAUUGAUUUUCUUUACUUUGCCUAUAUCCUAAAGGAGCAUCCUCCCUUGUUGACUUUUUUUUUCCUUCUGAUGUUUCAGGUCUUCUGGUAGGGUAUGACUUUCGUGAAGAAGUUUUUUAGUGUUGCUGAUUUGCAGACACUGAGCAUGACCGGUUCGCCUGGCUAUAAUCGGACGAUAACAAGGAGAUAUCUUGGGUGAUCGGGAAUGUGGAUUUCUGUAGAUGCAAUUAUGCAUAAUCUACUUGUGGUUUGCGGAUGCCUGAGCCUGAGGUGUAUCACUUGUAUGAUUACAAGUGAUGUACAAGACUGUUGAACUUUACUUCAUCAGUCUUUCACUGUAGACCUUGCACCCCAUUUUGGGAUCAUGCAUUGAGCAGUUUUGGAUUUUCAAAGUAUUUUUGGUACAAAUCAAUGGAUGGACCAAUUGAUGCGUGCUUUGUUGAAUGUUAAUUGCUGGCGGAACUUGGAAAGUAUGUUCUAGUAUUGAGAUUCUUAUUGGUGAUAAUCAUCCAAAUGCUUACGCAAAACCAGACAUUUGCACGGCAAAUAUGCAAAUAUUGGCCGGAAUAUCAUAGCGGCACGUUUGGGAAUCUUUGGGUAUUUGGCCCCCAUUACAGGGUUAAGGAGUUGGACUUCAGAUGCAAUGCUAAGAAGGAUGCUUUGGACUUUGUACUGGAGAAGUCAGGAUGUACUCUACCAAGACUUCUGACUACACUAGAAGAUAUUGAAGAAGAAGCAAGAAGGACUUAUGCUGAUGAUACAUUAAACGACUUACAAAGAGUCAAAUUCCUGGAAAUGAUGGCAAUGGAUGGGUGUUUUUUCCUCCUGCUGGCGUUCUCUAUUCUUGGAUUGGGAUCAACCGGCACAGAAGUAGGAUUCCCUGAGAAGCAUUUGGUUUUUGGUAUAGGAUGUGUCAGAAAAGAAAUAGACCUGUGGAUCCGUUCCAUGUUCUUCGUGGGGAACCAAAUUCCGCUCAUAGUACUCGAGGAAGUCAUGAAACUAAGAUUCUUUCAAGAAUUAAAGACAGAAAAGCAAUGGAAUCAGCCACUGGACUUCGUUAAAAGGGCCUUAUAUAAUUUCCUCACAGUCGAGCAUCAGCCGAAAUCAAUUGAUUUGAUCCAUUGCCUCCAGUCGACCUUUCUUGGGAGAAAAAGUGGCUUACAUGUCACUGUACCCAUAAUGGACACUGAUGCAAGUGAUGCAAUAGAGGGGAUACCUUCUGCAACAGACCUGUUUAAUUUAGGCCUAAAAUUUGAAAAAUUAGAGGGAGAAUUGGGAAUUAGAGGUAUACACUACACAUACUCUGCCUUUAAUCAUGUUCUAUACUUGCCUGUUUUCAAGGUUGACAGAUACACAGAGCUGAUUGUCAAGUGUCUUUACAAGUACGAGAUAGUUCAAGCGUCCAGAGGCAUUGUACCAGAUGUAUCCCCCUACUUCAAAGUUUUCAGUGAGCUACUGCGCACACCAAAAGAUGUUGAACUCCUUACCUCACAGGGAGUCAUUCAAGGACAGCUAGAGGGCUUGCGACGACUUCUGAGCUCCUUUGACGGCAUGGAACCAUCCGAACAUGUACGCCAUGUAAGAAGAGAGAUCAGAAAACAUCCUCCACCGGACUGGCAGAUGUGCAUAAAGUUCUUACUAAAGCUGAUUGCCCUCAUUGCUGCAAUUCUCACUUGGAUUUUUUGCUUUCCUGCAAGCAGUAGCCUUCUUGGCUGCAACAAAUAGGAAUACGCUCGCUCGAUGAUCUUAUGGCAUCUUAUGGCAGCCUAUGGCCUUCUUGGCUACCACAAAUAGGAAGGAAAAGCAGACUUGUUGCUUGAUGAUAUUAUGGCCACCAUAAAGGGAGAGUGGACUUGUGCUCGAUGACCUUAUGGCAUCAUCAUAAAGGGAGAGCAGAACUGAGUUUGAUUUUUCUCAAGUACUUAAUAUUGUUAAGUGAACUUUUUUUUUUGGUUAUUGUUGGUACUGCGAAUAGGACCAUAUUUGCUCAAUGAUCUUAUGGCAUCAUAAAGUGAGAGCAGAUUGAACUUUGCUUUAUGAGUUUUUGUAAUACAACUAUGUUACAGUUAAUUAUGAUCCUUGCUGCAUCAUUACAGUGAA